ACUACUGACGGAGUUUUCCUGUUCGUGAUUGCAGGCGGAAGGUUAAACAGUAUUUUUUAACGUAAAAAGUUCUUGGUCUUUAAAUAAAUUGUGAAAGUACUGAAUUUAUAUAAAAAAUGGCUUCUGGUGUCACCGUUUCUGAUGUUUGCAAAACAACAUACGAGGAAAUAAAAAAGGAUAAGAAACAUCGCUAUGUCAUUUUCUAUAUUCGCGAUGAAAAGCAAAUUGAUGUUGAAACUGUUGGAGAUCGUAACGCUGAAUACGACCAAUUUCUAGAAGACAUCCAGAAGUGCGGUCCAGGAGAAUGCCGAUAUGGAUUAUUUGAUUUUGAAUACAUGCACCAAUGUCAAGGCACUUCAGAAAGUUCAAAGAAGCAAAAACUGUUCCUCAUGUCAUGGUGUCCCGAUACCGCGAAGGUUAAGAAGAAGAUGUUGUACUCCAGCUCUUUCGAUGCUUUGAAGAAAUCUCUUGUGGGAGUCCAGAAAUACAUACAAGCAACUGAUUUGUCAGAGGCCUCCCGUGAAGCCGUCGAGGAGAAGCUUCGAGCUACUGAUCGCCAAUGAACUAUUUGAGAAUAAGUAUAUUACUCACAGUGCAUUGCAUUUAAUAAACAAAGCAUGCAUAAAACAGCGAUAAAACAUUUGUAUCCUGUGCAGAUCGCCAAUUUGUAUGAGAAUUUUCUACAUAAUUUGUAUUUUCAGUAGAAAUAAACAAAAUGAAUUAAAAUACGAA
Messenger RNA from Drosophila willistoni, 732 nucleotides. RefSeq names its product cofilin/actin-depolymerizing factor homolog (gene tsr). The record is from RefSeq and is a predicted model, not a curated record. Gene Ontology annotation, molecular function: actin filament binding. NCBI's taxonomy places the organism in Eukaryota, Metazoa, Arthropoda, Insecta, Diptera, Drosophilidae. Gene Ontology annotation, cellular component: actin cortical patch; cytoplasm; actin cytoskeleton. The transcript is spliced from 4 exons. Gene Ontology annotation, biological process: cell motility; actin filament severing; actin filament fragmentation. The coding region runs from base 117 to 563 and encodes 148 amino acids.